Molecule: messenger RNA, 1626 nt
Organism: Mesorhabditis spiculigera
Lineage: Eukaryota; Metazoa; Nematoda; Chromadorea; Rhabditida; Rhabditidae
Source: the annotation of a GenBank genome assembly
AUGAACGGCCACAGCCACGUCAAUGGAAAUGGUGUCCACCUUACAAAUGGAAAUGGACAUCAGAACGGACAUACUAACGGACAUGUACGAAACGAUACGCUGCACGUGAAUUCCCCGGGCGUGACCUAUGGCUCCGAAUUUAUCGACUCAACGUUCAACUACCGUAAGAAUAAGAUAGAGAGGACGGUGGAUGGGCUGAGGGUCACACCGGAAGUGUACGAAUAUAAACUACGAACGGGCAGACAGACGAGGAAGACUGGACUGAUGUUGGUGGGGAUUGGAGGCAAUAAUGGAUCGACUACGGUGGGUGCGAUGAUCGCGAAUCGAGAGAAGAUGAGCUGGCGGAAUCGGGAGGGUACCCACCAUGCCAAUUAUUUCGGCUCGUUCACCCAGUCGAGCACGGUACAUAUUGGAUAUGAUGGACAGGAACAGGUGCACGUGCCGUUCAACGAGAUGCUGCCGAUGCUUCGCCCCCAUGAGCUGAUUGUCGACGGAUGGGACAUUAAUGACGCCAAUUUAUACGAGGCAAUGCUCAGGUCAAAGGUAUUCGAACCGGAAUUGAUCGAUCAACUCCGCCCCCACAUGGAAUCGAUUAUCCCGAAACCGUCGAUUUAUUAUCCCGACUUUAUCGCGUCAAAUCAAGGAACCCGCGCCAACAACGUGCUUCCCGGCGAGAGUAAAUCGGAGCAUUUGGAGCGGAUUCGCAAGGAUAUUCGCGAAUUCAAAGAGAAGCACGGGUUGGAGUGCGUGAUUGUACUGUGGACGGCCAAUACGGAGCGGUUCACGGAUGUGGAGGACGGGCUGAAUAUGACGGCUGAUCAGAUGUUGGCCUCGAUCAAGAGGAAUGCCGAUGAGGUAUCCCCCUCGAACAUCUUCGCGGUGGCCUCAAUCCUUGAGGGAGCCCAUUAUAUCAAUGGAUCUCCACAGAAUACCCUUUGCCCGGGUAUCGUCGAAUUGGCCGGAAAGAAUGGUGUCUUCAUCGGAGGCGAUGAUUUCAAAUCCGGACAGACAAAGCUCAAAUCGGCCCUCGUCGAUUUCCUGGUGUCUUCGGGGUUGAAACCCGAGAGUAUCGUCUCGUACAAUCAUUUGGGGAAUAAUGAUGGAAAGAAUUUAUCCGAGGCGCGCCAAUUCCGCUCGAAAGAAAUCACGAAAUCGAACGUGGUCGACGAUAUGGUGGCUUCGAAUAAGAUUUUGUAUCCGGACAACAAGAAGCCCGAUCAUACUGUUGUUAUCAAAUACGUGCCAUUUGUCGGGGAUUCGAAACGAGCCAUGGACGAAUAUGUGUGCUCGAUUUUCAUGGGAGGCCGCCAGACAUUUGUCAUUCACAAUACAUGCGAGGACUCUCUGCUCGCCACCCCGUUGAUCUACGACCUGGCCAUCCUCACCGAGCUGGCCACCCGAAUUCAAUAUUCCGUCAAUGGACGGGGAUACGAGCAAUUCAACGAGGUUCUCUCAAUCCUAUCCCUGCUCCUGAAGGCUCCAAUGGUCCCUGCCGGUACCCCCGUUUCGAACGCUUUCAUGCGCCAAUUCGCCGCCGUCUCCAAGCUGAUCGCCGCCUGUGCAGGAAUCGCCUCGGAUGCGGAUCUGCAGCUCGAAUUCUUCACCUCCCUCAACAAGGCAAAAUGC